This is a messenger RNA of Hibiscus syriacus, 1542 nucleotides long. RefSeq names its product coiled-coil domain-containing protein 25-like. The record is from RefSeq and is a predicted model, not a curated record. NCBI's taxonomy places the organism in Eukaryota, Viridiplantae, Streptophyta, Magnoliopsida, Malvales, Malvaceae. The transcript is spliced from 5 exons. The coding region runs from base 241 to 540 and encodes 99 amino acids.
GCUUAGCCUACCAAGAGAGGAAAGAGGGGAAAAAGAAGAAACUUUGAAAAAAGAAAGUAGUGUUUUACUUCAAAGCCCGACCAGAGGUUGGCGAUUACACCAUUUUCAUGGGUCUCGAGAAGUACGAGAACGAGGAACUCAUUAAAUUCGGCUUGCCCGAAGAUAUUUGUUUUGUUACAGGUUCCAUGCGGAUAAAAUGUCUUCUGCUCAUGUUAAGACUUCAAAAAGGCCAGACCAUCGAUGAUAUCAGCGAAAGUUUGCUUGAAGAUUGUGCUCUGCUUGUUAAAGCUAAUUCCUUCCAAGGUGCGGACUGUGAGAGUGGAGAAGCGGAUAAAUGAGAUUGUUAACAGGUUGAAUAAGACUAAAGUGGAAAGGAAACCUGAUUUGAAAGCUGAGAGAGAAGCCGUUAAUGCCGCAGAAAGAGCAGAGAGAAGCCAACAGCUAAGGGAAAAAAACGACACGAGGAGCUGCAAAGGCUUGAAAAGGAGAGACAAGCUGAGAUACGAAGCUACAAGGGUCUCAUGGUCUCUGAAAAGAUGACGUCAAACAAACAAAUUGCAUUGACAAGCAAGUCUUUGCAGGAACUUGAAGAGGAUUUCAUGUAAACAUAUUGGUAUUUGAAUGCCAAUUAAGAUGCUGAAUACCUUACUGCUCGUGAAAAAAUGGCAGUUUGUUGUUACUUGUUUUCUUUAUUAUCAUUAUUGCAGGCUUGAAGUUAUUUGCCUCAGGAAUAAGUUACUUCAGACCUGACACUAAUUGAUAGGAAAAAGAGACCAAGAGAACGCAUGAAUUGGACUGAAAUUGCAGUAAAAUGGACUGAAAUUGCAGUAAAAUGAAGAUUGGGUUGAUAUUCUACUGAACAUGAUUCAUGAUUCUAUUACUGGUUUAAUGUAGUUUAUUCUGAUUGCAAAAUUGCAAGGCUUCAUGCCAAUCACUAUGGUUUUGCUUAUGUUAUGGCCAUCAAGGGUUGGAAAUUACUCGUAAACAAAUUUUAUAUUAUUGUACUACUGAAUUUAUGACAAUAAUUUUUGCAUGUCGAAAAGGUGCCCCUGAGUAUCAGCUCACUUCCACCACCACUAUGGGAAGCACAUGUAGAUGAGCCGUUCCUCGGUGUCCCAGUCAUGUUGUUGUAACACCCCCAUUGGACCUCAAAACAUGGAAAGUGGUCAAGUGGUGGGUUUCACAUUUGUCAGCACGAGAGGCCGUUCUGCGAAACCAGUCUGAUGGUUUUCAUCCCCAACAGCAUAAUAUGGGCAUGAUCCCACACAUGAUGGCACCAAUCUAUUAUCCUCAACAAAUGUAUGGUGGACGCCUUAUGGCGGCCGCGGGUCAACAACAAUAUGUUGAUCAGCAAAUGUACGGCCGGUCCAUUAGGAAACGGUUCCAGAAACACUUCCUAGAUGGUUCUUUUUUGUUGUCUUUUGUGAUUCGCAUGAAAUAUUAAUGUUAUUGUGAUAUAAUGUUUGUCUGUGUAUAUAUGUAUCUGUAGUUUUCUUUUUAAUUGUAAAGGUUUUUAUUUUCUGAAACUUGGAAUUUUGGCUA